Messenger RNA from Fusarium fujikuroi IMI 58289, 288 nucleotides. Its product is annotated as related to Cx9C motif-containing protein 4, mitochondrial. The record is from RefSeq and is a predicted model, not a curated record. The transcript is spliced from 2 exons. Lineage: Eukaryota; Fungi; Ascomycota; Sordariomycetes; Hypocreales; Nectriaceae. Bases 1 to 288 code for a protein of 95 amino acids.
AUGAUGUUGAGGCGAAGCCUGCCUGUCACCCACGUGCAUGUGCAAUUCAAAGUAUGCACUCCAGACACGAGAAUACAAGAUGGAGAGAAAAUACUGACCCAAAUACAACAAGACUGUCUUACCAGCAAUGGCUACAACGAGGCCAAGUGCCAAACUGCAAUCAAGCGACUUUACGAAUGCUGUGAAGCAUUUUACGAACGCUACGGCGAAGAAGCGUCUACUGUGAGCUGUCCGAAGCCCAAUCUUCUCAAGCUCAAGAUAAAGCAACUCCGGGAGGAAGCUAAAUGA